Rotaria sp. Silwood1 is the source of this 690-nucleotide messenger RNA. The record is from the annotation of a GenBank genome assembly. NCBI's taxonomy places the organism in Eukaryota, Metazoa, Rotifera, Eurotatoria, Philodinida, Philodinidae.
AUGGCACAUCCAGCUGGGUUUGAUCCAAUAUUUAAUCGAAGUUUAUCAAAGUUAAUUGCUAAUCCAACAACAGAUACUCAACAAAUGUAUUAUAAUCAAAUUAUAUCAACAUUCGGUACUCACUAUAUCUCGUCGAUUGUUAUUGGUGGUGUUGUUGAAAUGUUUACUCAAGUCAACAGCAAAUAUCAAGAACAUUAUGAUAAACAAUCGAUUGAAAAACAAAUGAGUAUUGGUUUCGGAUCUAUACUAUCUCAGAUGUCAGUUUCUCAUAAUUUCAAUUUUGAAGUUGAUAAUACUACUGAAGAGUUUAAAAAAAAUACUGAAAUAGAGGUGAAAUUCUCACCAUCUGUAAUGACAACACCUACAACAAAACAUAAACAAUGGGAUAUUUGGUUAGAUCGAGCUUCUUCUACACCAGUUGUUAUUAAUCGAACUCUAUCACCAUUAACCGAUCUAUUUAUUGAGUAUCCAAUUGAAAUUCGACGACAUUUGAAUUUAACUAUUGAUUAUUAUCUAAGAAAUGGUAAACUUCCAACUAUUGAUCAGCUGUCGAGUGUUGAUCUGCGUAAAAAGCGUUCAAUCAAUGUAGCCCAGCGUCUUUUGCCACACUUACAAUAUACCGAACCACGUCGACGAAGAAAACGUUUUGUCAACUCAAAUCUCUUUUUAUUGAAUUUGAAAAAUGCAUGA